AUGGGAAAACUAAUAACUAAGAUCCCUGAUACAAAACAAAGAUCAAUCGAUUCCUUCUUCUUUAAGAUGUCUUCUAAAGAAAGUACUCCGAAACCAGAAGUCAAGGAAGUUUCUGAGGAAAUUACCAAAGAAGAAGAAAUAGUACCAUCAUCACCAAUCGCAUCUCCAUCUGAAGCUUCGCAUUCGGAUGUACAUCCUGUUGUACCAAGUGAUAAUUUCCCAACACAUCCUAUUCAUAAAUUGAAAAGAACAAUAUCUGCCCCUCAUUGGCUUCAACAAGAACAAGCAAUGAGAAUUGCACAUUUUCAGAUUGAAGUCAAUGAGCGUCAAUAUUUAACCGGACAUUUGGCAUCAACAGAACCAUUAAUCAUCAAAAAGUCUAUCGACACAAAUAAUCUCUCAAAUUCAGACAUGCAAACUCUUCAUAACUACAAAGUUGAAUUAGAGGAAAAUGUUAUUCCUACAUUUUGGCCAUCACGAGCUUGGGAUGGUGAUUAUAUCCAGCUAUCUCGCAAGGAAAGUCAAGCAUUGCAACAAAAGAUUGACGAUGUUAUUAACUCUAAAGUUGAUUUUACGAAACCGCAGACAGAAAAAGAGAAAGUUAAAAAAAUUGACAUUCAACAAACAAAAGAGGUAAGCAAGCCGAUACCACACCCACAAACAGUUAUACUAAGUAAAACAAUCAAUGAAGCCAUUGAAUCGAAAAAAGAGCCACUGAAAACCCAAAUAAAUAUUCCAGUGAAGAAUACGAUUUAUACUGACCACGUAAUGGGAUUUUCUGAUUCCAGCGAUUUUUCAUUGUCUUAUUCGGAUUCUGAGGAUGAAAGAGAUUUAAUUAUCGAAAAGUCAGAAUCCGAGUCUAUUAUUGAACCGCCAAUCAGCAAAAAUAUAAGGGAUAGAACAAAGAACCCUGUAAUUUACUUCUCAACAAAGUAUUUCAAUACUGAUGAUGAAGAUGAUUUAACAGAUUGGGAAGCUGUAUAA
Molecule: messenger RNA, 984 nt
Organism: Trichomonas vaginalis G3
Lineage: Eukaryota; Parabasalia; Trichomonadida; Trichomonadidae
Exons: 1
Coding region: 1-984 (327 amino acids)
Source: RefSeq, a predicted model, not a curated record